This is a messenger RNA of Acanthochromis polyacanthus (spiny chromis), 1923 nucleotides long. RefSeq names its product peroxisomal biogenesis factor 13 (gene pex13). The transcript has 4 exons. Gene Ontology annotation, cellular component: peroxisomal membrane; peroxisomal importomer complex; peroxisome. Bases 103 to 1371 code for a protein of 422 amino acids. The record is from RefSeq and is a predicted model, not a curated record. NCBI's taxonomy places the organism in Eukaryota, Metazoa, Chordata, Actinopteri, Pomacentridae. Gene Ontology annotation, biological process: protein import into peroxisome matrix, docking. Gene Ontology annotation, molecular function: protein binding.
AUUGGGAAAUUACGAGGAGUCCUGAAGGCAGCAGAAGAGGCAGUUAGGGACAGGGUCCGGACAGGCUCAGCUGUAUUUCUAUUUUUGGACAAAUAUUUUGAGAUGGAUCCACAACCUCCGCCAAAGCCAUGGGAAAGGCGGAUUCCGGGGGCUAUGAGCGCACCUAUAAACUACAGGUCGACAGACUUUGGACCUGCAUCAGGCCUUUCCUCUUCUGCUGGUCCUCCUGUCCUGACCAGAAUGGCUCCCCCAGUGCCCCCUCGUCCCGUCCAGCAGUCCUACCGUCCAUCUUACAGCUCUUUCGCCUCCUCUUACAGCCCCUAUGGGAGCUCCAUAUACAACGGUUACAGCCCCUACAGCUACGGUGGUGCCUAUGGUGGUGGCUAUGGCCUGGGAGGCUACAACCGCUUCUCCCACACAGAAGACGCUGUCGCCCCCAGUCGCUUUGUGCAGCAGGCAGAGGAGAGUAGCCGCGGUGCCUUCCAGUCCAUUGAAAGCAUCGUCCAGGCCUUUGCCUCGGUCAGCAUGAUGCUUGACGCCACAUUUUCAGCUGUAUAUAACAGUUUCCGUGCUGUGCUGGACGUAGCCAACCACUUUACAAGGCUGCGUGCGCAUCUCACUCGAGUUUUGUCAGCAUUUGCCCUGGUGCGUACAUUACGCUACCUGUACCGACGGCUGCAGAGGCUGCUGGGACGGGGUUCAGAUGUUGAAGACUUGUGGGCUGACAGCACAAGUGAAGCCCUGGCUACGAGUUCAUCCAGAGCAGGGAUGGAUGAUCAUAGCGUUAAGUCCUGGCCAAUCUUUCUGUUCUUUGCUGUUGUAUUGGGCGGACCAUACCUCAUCUGGAAGCUGCUGAGCUCCACUUCUCCCUCUGAAGAAAGUGCUACUAACUGGUCCAGCGGGGAGGACGACCACGUGGUGGCCAGAGCAGAGUACGACUUUGCAGCUGCAUCUGAGGAGGAGAUUUCUGUGCGGGCCGGAGACAUGCUCAACCUCGCUCCUAAAGAGCAACAGCCCAGGGUGCGUGGCUGGGUGCUGGCCAGCCUGGACGGGCAGACCACAGGGCUUGUCCCCGCCAACUAUGUCAAGGUCCUCGGCAAAAGGAGAGGUCGUAAGCAUGCUGAGAUGGAGAGGCUCGCUCAGGCCCAACCAGGAAACGCACAGGGCUCCCAGGCCACCUUGGCUGCACAACCACAGGCGGUUCAAGCUCAAGGCUUUACCCCAGAUCCCUCAGCCUCUGCCUCAGUUUCCUCAGAGAAGCUGCUGGAAUCAGUGUACAGAGAAACACCAGCUUCCUUUGGCCUGGGAACAUCCAGCUCCAGCAUCCCCUCCAGCACAGUGCUAAACAUCCCUGAGAAGAUGGACCUGUGAUAUAUGUUCAUGUUGGCAGAGCUUUUCAUUGAUCGGCUCAGUCAGUACUUGUUUGCAAUGUUUGACCUAUAAUCAGCUGACAGUAGAUAUGUGGGAGGUAACACCAUGAACAUCAACAAUCGCUAACGGUAGUUUUUGAUUCAAUUGACUGAAUGCGAUGUAGACCUUGUGAUGCGGUAACUGGUUGAAAAUGGUUUGCACACACAGGCUCACUGUGUUGUAUUUUAAGAGAUUUACCUUUCUUUAGUCAAAGCUUGUACAAGAACGUUUUGUGUAUUCUCCUCAUAUGUUUAAGUUCAUGAGGUGCACUGGUACAUCAUCUGUAUACAAACAGUGUAUAAACAAAGCCAAGGAAUUUUGUUGGAAAAAGUGAUCAUGUAACCUGGUUUUCUGUUUCUUGCUCUCUCUCCUGAAGGCUGCCCCUCUGUAUUGUCUUCUGUGUGAAGCAAAUAGGAUUAAUCCAGAAAAAGAAGUGACUAAUUUUGCACAUUUUCAACAAUUCUUAGUCACAUAAUGUAAUUUUGUAAAUAAAUAUAAUUAUUUUCAAAAAUC